Messenger RNA from Epinephelus lanceolatus (giant grouper), 1287 nucleotides. RefSeq names its product serine and arginine rich splicing factor 3b (gene srsf3b). The record is from RefSeq and is a predicted model, not a curated record. Gene Ontology annotation, molecular function: RNA binding. NCBI's taxonomy places the organism in Eukaryota, Metazoa, Chordata, Actinopteri, Perciformes, Serranidae.
GGGAGCAGCAGCCCGGUCUCCCCUCUCACAAACGUAUUUUCCGUCACGCCAUUUUCCAUCGACGACCGAGAGAACAAACCAGCCGGAGGAGCGCUGAUCGGAGCUGUGGUUUGCAACGAUAAAGAUCCAGUCAUGCAUCGUGACUGUCCUCUUGACUGUAAGGUCUAUGUUGGAAAUCUGGGCAACAAUGGAAACAAGACAGAGCUAGAGAGGUCAUUUGGCUACUAUGGUCCUCUCCGUAGCGUGUGGGUGGCCAGGAACCCUCCAGGUUUUGCCUUUGUAGAAUUUGAAGAUCCCAGAGAUGCAACUGAUGCUGUGCGUGAGCUUGAUGGAAGGACGUUGUGUGGUUGCCGGGUGCGUGUAGAGCUGUCCAAUGGUGAGAAGCGCAGUCGCACCCGCGGUGCUCCCCCUCCAUGGAGCAGGCGUCCUCGAGACCGUGAUGACUACAGGCGUCGUAGCCCACCACCCAGACGAAGAUCUCCACGCAGGAGGAGCUUCAGCCGCAGUCGAAGCAGGUCUUUCUCAAGAGACAGGAGGAGGGAGAGGUCCCUCUCCCGGGACAGGAACCACAAACCUUCAAGGUCCUUCUCACGAUCAAGGAGCCGCUCCAGGUCAAACGACAGAAAGUAGAGGAGCGUCUGUCGUGUGCAAAGGGAGCUGCAGAUGAACGGUUGUACAGGCUUGGCCGUUUCAAAUGACGGAGUUCAACAUGGCCGUGCGGCCAUUUUUGUGUUGAGUUUUUUAAACAAUCAGAGCAUUUUAGUGUCCUUCCCCUUGACUUGUUAUGGUAAUUUUCACAUACAUUGAGUGGGUGUGUACAGGUGUGACGCCUCGCCUAAGUCCAUCUCGUCGGUCCUGAAACAGUCGUGCCACCCUGCAUUCCAGUUCACCAGUUAUUUUUGAGUUUUGGUUUUUGUCGAUGAAUGUACUGUGUAGUUUGACGUAGUGUGAGUAGUUUCUUCUUUUUCAACGCCAGCAUUUUUCUUUUUUUAAAGUAAGGAUUGGGGUGAUAUGUGAGAGUCCCUCCUUUUGAUUGUCUGUAAAGCCAACCGUUUUUCAAUGUGCUACUUUCUUACUUCACACUGAAGGUUUCCAUCUGUUCAUGGUUGGUUGUUUGUAAUAAACACACCCCCUCAUUUAAAGAUGCAAAACUAUGGCAUUGAUGUAGAAAAAAUGUGUAUGAACACGACCGAUUUUUGUCUAUGAAGUUUUCCAUUAUUUUUCUUUCGUUUGAUACAAUGUGAAAUGGUCUUUCAAUUAAAGAUACUGGUUGAUUACAAAAACCUG